AUGCAUCCAACGUGGCAGCCACCAAAGAACUAUCGCCAACGCCCUGUCGCCAUUCUCGGUGCAGGCGUGCUCGGCCGUAGACUUGCGUGCAUCUGGGCCUCAGCAGGCUACAAUGUCCAAGUCCGCGAUCCGAGUCCUCAGCAGCGCGCAGACUGCCUAGCCUACGUCAGAGAUAACGUGGACUCGUAUGCCGAGAGCACAGGCCAGAAGCCGGGCACAGUGGACACAACCGAGGACCUCAAGGAAGCAGUGGACAAUGCCUGGCUGGUCAUCGAGGCCGUGCCGGAGAAGAUCCAGCUCAAGAUCGACACGUUUGCCGAACUCGAUGCUCUCGCGCCGGGUGACUGUAUUCUUGCGUCAAACUCCUCGUCGUACAAGUCUUCGGAGAUGCUUGAGAAGGUGUCAGAGGCAACAAAACGCCGGACUCUGAAUAUGCACUACUACAUGCCGCCGCAGUGUAUGAUUGUCGAGCUCAUGACGGAUGGGUAUACCGCGGCUGAGAUCUUUCCGUUUAUGGUUGAGCGGUCCAAGGAGGCUGCGACGGUUCCGUAUGUUGCUCGGAAGGAAUCGACCGGGUUUAUCUUCAACCGUCUGUGGGCGGCUGUCAAGCGGGAGGUCCUGACGAUCCUGGCGGAGGGUGUCUCGGUACCGGAGGAGAUUGACUCGAUGUGGCAGGAGAUGUUUGUCAAGGGAGGAGUCUUGCCUUGCAAGACGAUGGACGCUGUCGGCCUUGAUACCGUCGCGUUUAUCGAAAGCCAUUACGUUGCAGAGCGCGGUCUCUCACCCGAGAGGACCGUCGACUUUCUGAAGGAGAACUAUCUCGACAAGGGUAAGCUCGGCAACAAGUGUGCAAACGGUGGACUGUACCCUGCAGCAUCACCCUCGGCAAAUACCACUGCCCAAACCAAAAUCAUCGCCCUCGAUGUAGGUCUGUCGGCCUCCGCCCCCGGUUUCAACGUGGGUCAGAUCGUCGAAUUCUCGGCCGAUGGAAAGCUUCAACGAGUACUAGUCAAGGACCAAGCCCUGCCAGACGGCUUGUCUAUUGAUUCCGCCGCUAAACGCAUGUUCUGGACCAACAUGGGUGUACCAGGCAAGGACGACGGGGCCGUCUACUCUGCCAACGUUGACGGCUCAGAUAUCAAGACCCUUGUUGCGCCGGGGACAACCAACACCCCGAAACAACUACCACUGGAUCAGUCCGCUCAAAAGGUCUACUUCUCUGACCGGGAAGGACUGCGCGUAUUCCGAUGCAACUACGACGGAAGUGAUCUCGAGAUCAUCAUCCAAACUGGCGAUUACCAACAACCCGGAGACAUGCAAGACGCCACAAAGUGGUGUGUGGGCAUCGCUGUUUCCCCUCGUUUCGGCAAGUUUUACUGGACGCAAAAGGGACCUUCGAAGAGCGGCAGGGGCAGGAUCUUCUGUGCUAAUAUUGACAUGCCCCAAGGUGAGACUGCCACGACACGAGAUGAUAUCCAUUGUCUCUUGGAGGAUCUGCCGGAACCCAUUGAUUUGGAGGUAGACGAGGAGUCUGGCAGAUUGUACUGGACGGAUCGCGGCGAGCUUCCUUUUGGAAACUCGUUGAACAGGGUCUCGCUGAAGGAGACCGGUUCGGAAGUCGAACGGACUGGUCGUCUGGGUUACGAGGUUCUCACACGGAAUCUGAACGAGGCAAUCGGUCUGAAGCUGGAUCUGGAACGUGGUCAUAUCUACUUGACCGAUCUUGGGGGCAGCGUUUACCGGACGGACGCGGAUGGGAAGCAGAAGGUGCAGUUAUAUUCGGAUGAGAGCCGUGCUUUUACUGGGAUUGCUUUACUUUAG
Messenger RNA from Aspergillus viridinutans, 1821 nucleotides. Its product is annotated as putative 3-hydroxyacyl-CoA dehydrogenase. The transcript has 3 exons. Gene Ontology annotation, biological process: fatty acid metabolic process. The coding region runs from base 1 to 1821 and encodes 606 amino acids. The record is from RefSeq and is a predicted model, not a curated record. NCBI's taxonomy places the organism in Eukaryota, Fungi, Ascomycota, Eurotiomycetes, Eurotiales, Aspergillaceae. Gene Ontology annotation, molecular function: NAD+ binding; oxidoreductase activity, acting on the CH-OH group of donors, NAD or NADP as acceptor.